AAGGUACCACCCACAUGUAUAGUCUUACUAGUCCGGUUCAUCAAACCCAUUUCAGCAUGUGCCAACAAACCAAUUCUAUUUGAUGGAUGAAUCGAUGUUUGAGAAUCGAGACUGGGGAUCCGAGCGCGCGUCAGUCGUGAGAAGAUGACCUAGCUACUUGACUAACCCGACAGACUUGAACCAGUCCACAACAAGAUGGCGGGCGCUAUGUUAUUCGAGAGAACCGUUUCGACGGAAAGCAGGGAAAACAAAAAGAGUUUCAGCAAUCUGGAAGAGGACAGCGAUGAAAACAUCAAGAGCAAGGAGCAGGGGAUCCUCCAACUGGGGGAGCAGUACAAGAACGAAGGGAAGGCGAAGGAGCUGGCGGAACUGAUCAAGGCUACCAGGCCUUUCUUGAGCCAGAUCAGCAAAGCCAAAGCGGCGAAGCUGGUUAGGUCGUUGGUCGACUACUUCCUCGACUUGGAAGCCGGUAUCGGCAUUGAGGUCCAGCUGUGCAAAGAAUGCAUCGAAUGGGCGAAGAACGAGAAGAGGACGUUCCUGAGGCAGUCGCUGGAGGCGAGGCUGAUCGCGCUAUACUUCGACACCGGCAUGUUCACCGAGGCACUCCAGCUCGGUUCCAGCCUCCUUAAGGAACUUAAAAAGCUCGAUGACAAGAAUCUGCUCGUCGAGGUACUUCUCCUUGAGUCUAAGACGUACCACGCGCUGAGCAACCUCUCGAAGGCGAGGGCCGCACUCACUUCUGCCCGGACGACGGCCAAUUCGAUUUACUGCCCUCCGAAGAUGCAGGCCGCCCUCGACCUCCAGUCUGGCAUCCUCCACGCCGCCGACGAACAGGACUUCAAAACGGCCUACUCCUAUUUCUACGAGGCGUUCGAAGGGUACGACAGCGUGGAGAGCCCCAAGGCGCUCGUCGCCCUCAAAUACAUGCUCCUAUCCAAAAUCAUGCUCAACACUCCAGAAGAUGUGCAGCAGCUAGUGAGCGGGAAGCUAGCCCUUAAGCACGCAGGUAGGGACAUCGACGCGAUGAAGAAUGUCGCCAAAGCGAGCCACAAACGGUCGCUGGCAGAUUUUCAGCAGACGUUGAAGAACUACAAAAAGGAACUGGAGGAAGAUGUCAUCGUACGGGCCCACCUGGGAACCCUCUAUGACAACAUGCUAGAGCAGAACCUGUGCCGCAUCAUCGAGCCCUAUUCCAGGGUCCAAGUUGAGUUUGUCUCAAAGUCCAUCAAACUUCCAACACUACAGGUCGAAAAGAAGCUGUCGCAGAUGAUCCUAGAUAAGAAGUUCAAUGGGAUCCUUGACCAAGGAGAAGGCGUCCUGGUUGUCUAUGAAGAACCGGCUGUCGACAAGACUUACGAAAUGGCACUUGAAACGAUCAACAGCAUGGGUAAAGUCGUUGACACACUAUAUCAGAAGGCUAAGAAACUCUCUUAAAUUAACUAAUUGUAUUUAAAGAACAGAAGUUUAAAUUUACUUAUAUAUAUAAAAAUAUACAAAUUAAAACUAAAAAAAAAACUUUAAAAAAAAAUUUAAAAAAAUCAGCUAUAAUCUCAUUCAUCUGUAUGUGGAUAAGUCUGAUAAAAACCUGGAAAUAAAAUAUUUUCAUAAAUCA
Molecule: messenger RNA, 1612 nt
Organism: Cimex lectularius (bed bug)
Lineage: Eukaryota; Metazoa; Arthropoda; Insecta; Hemiptera; Cimicidae
Gene: Rpn6
Product: 26S proteasome non-ATPase regulatory subunit 11
Exons: 2
Coding region: 196-1434 (412 amino acids)
Biological process (GO): ubiquitin-dependent protein catabolic process
Cellular component (GO): proteasome regulatory particle, lid subcomplex
Molecular function (GO): structural molecule activity
Source: RefSeq, a predicted model, not a curated record